AUGAACUGCAUUGCGACACACCACAAAGCGCUGCAUGCACCCCUGCUUUCCAUGCAAAGCAACAUGGCAUCCAAGAACAAGAUUUUGUCAAACAAGGCGCUCAAUACGCUUCUUCCAGAUCUGCUUCGAAAUACCAAGCACGCUACUCCCAGCAAUGCACAGAAGCUAUCAAGAUCCAUUGCAGACUUGGGCCUGAUGACACGAGACGCUCAGUCAUUCACUUCCUGCGCCGACAGUGUCAGGAGCAUGUCCAAGCUGCACCAACUAGCACAGAAUUCAGCAAGCACGAACCGAUUGACGCAGAAUGCUGUCUUCACCGCUCACACCACCAGAGGUGCACCGAACGGAACGAGCAUGUCCAAGCUUCAUCAACUAGCACAAAAAUCUUUGAAUCAAGCAAGAAUGAACCGAUUGACGCACAAUGCGGUCUUCACAGCAGCUCGCACCAGAGGUGCACCGACUGCUGCUCCUCCAGCUCCCAGUAGAGGAGUACCGAGUGCUGCUCCAGCACAAACAAGGCAACUUUCCCAGGCAUUGAAGGUUUGCAAGGAUAUUGCAAACCGUCAAAGAAUAAAUGAACUGAAACUCGACGAUAUGGGAAACCUAAGUCGCCGAAUGGAAGAAUACCGAAAACUGAAAAAGUCCGGAAAGUACAACUACGAUUUCAGCACAGAUUCUGACGAUGAGGAUCUAGAAUGA
Messenger RNA from Cylindrotheca closterium, 699 nucleotides. NCBI's taxonomy places the organism in Eukaryota, Bacillariophyta, Bacillariophyceae, Bacillariales, Bacillariaceae. The record is from the annotation of a GenBank genome assembly.